AGAUAUCUACCAGUCACAGUCAAUGAACAGCCUAGAACCCAAAUCAAUUUUACAAUGCCUGUGGUGCCAUAUGACCAGAUGUUCCCUUUCUUGUUUCACGAAAUUGACCAAGACAAAGCCGGUGAACUUAAAGAUUUAUUUGACAAAUAUAAGAGAAAUGAAAUACCCAGAAAUACUUUUUACUCGCUUAUGAAAGACAUUGUGGGGGAGGAGCUGCUUUUAUCAGCAUCAGAAAAACUGCAACAGGUCAAUGAACUGUUUAGAACCCAAAUCAGUUUUAGUUUGCCUGUGGUGCCAUAUGACCAGAUGUUCCCUUUCUUGUUUCCCGAAAUUCACAAAGACGAAGCCAAUGAAAUUCAAGCUUCAUUCGACAAAUAUAAGAGAGGUGAAAUACCCAAGUAUGAUUUUGUAUCGCUUAUGAAAGGCAUUGCAGGAGAGGAGAAGUUUAGAUCAGCAGAAGCAAAACUGAAACAACAGAACAGAAAUCUGCUGGUCCCAGUCAACGAACAGCCUGAAACCCAAAUCAAUUCCAGUGAACAGGUGUUGCCAUUUGACCAGCUGUUUUGUUUCUUGAUUUCCCAUAUUAACCCAGACAAAGCCAUUGGACUUCAAACUUUAUUUGAUAAUUAUAAGAGAGGUGAAAUAGGCGAGCAUACUUUUGUUCCUUUAAUGAAAGGCAUUUUGGGGGACCAGAUGCUUAGAUCAGUAACAGCAAAAGUGAAACAAAAGAAAAGAAAUCUGCUGGUCCCAGUCAACAAACAGCCUAGAACCGAAAUCAAUUCCGAUGAACUGGUGUUGCCAUUUUACCAGCUGUUCCCUUUGUUGAUUUCCCAUAUUGACCCAGACAAAGCCAUUGAACUUGAAGCUUUUUUUGACAAAUAUAAGAGAGGUGAAAUAGCUGAGCAUACUUUUGAAGCGCUUAUGAAAGGCAUUUUGGGGGAGCAGAUGCUUAUAUUAGCAACAGCAAAACUGAAACAACAGAAAAUAACCAACGCAGGUUCUUCUGGCACAUCUCUCUUAAGUACGAAUGCUGCUAUAAACCAUUCUCAUAAUACUUGUGUUUGAGCAGGGUGUGUAGGUGUUAUUUAUUCCACAUUAACCUUAUUAAAGUGUUGUUGGUAUGUGUGUGAUUUUAAGAUAGCAAGUUGUGAGUUGGCUAAAUGUUGAUGGAUUUUGUCAGCUUCAUUUUACCUUGUUCUUUGCUCCUACUUAUUAUGUGAAAAUGUGAUUUAGUCAUGCAAUUUAUUAGAAUGGAUUUCAAAGUUCAUGAACCUGAUUGGUUUAUCUGUCAUGAGUUUGUGAACCUGAUAUUGAAGUUCAUGAACCAUAUAUAUGUAGUAUUCAAAUAAUCUUUACAUAAUUGAAUUCUAGAUCAUGCAUCCAUGUUUACCAGAUUCA
Trifolium pratense (red clover) is the source of this 1398-nucleotide messenger RNA. RefSeq lists its product as uncharacterized. The transcript has 8 exons. The record is from RefSeq and is a predicted model, not a curated record. Gene Ontology annotation, cellular component: transcription factor TFIID complex. NCBI's taxonomy places the organism in Eukaryota, Viridiplantae, Streptophyta, Magnoliopsida, Fabales, Fabaceae. The coding region runs from base 55 to 1065 and encodes 336 amino acids. Gene Ontology annotation, biological process: transcription initiation at RNA polymerase II promoter. Gene Ontology annotation, molecular function: RNA polymerase II general transcription initiation factor activity; DNA binding.